Musca domestica (house fly) is the source of this 2935-nucleotide messenger RNA. It is a transcript of the gene l(2)37Cb, whose product is annotated as pre-mRNA-splicing factor ATP-dependent RNA helicase DHX16. The transcript has 5 exons. Bases 248 to 2923 code for a protein of 891 amino acids. Lineage: Eukaryota; Metazoa; Arthropoda; Insecta; Diptera; Muscidae. The record is from RefSeq and is a predicted model, not a curated record. Gene Ontology annotation, molecular function: RNA binding; ATP binding. Gene Ontology annotation, cellular component: catalytic step 2 spliceosome; intracellular anatomical structure.
CCGAGUUGUUCACUUUUUGGGUGAACGAACGUGGGCCUUGGAAUGAGCCAUGGUAGAAGAAUACUUCUACCAUGGAAUGAACUAAUUCUUUGGCGUUGCCAUACGCUUACUGCAAAUAGCAGUAAUCGAUAAAUUUGUUAUCGAGUUUAUUUUCAUUUGCCGGUCAUCUCUAUUGAACUAACGUUUACUUUGUUUUUUUUUGUGUAGUUUAAGAAGCAAAGAGAGGCAGCCAGAUUCCAAGUAAAUCAUGUCCAGAAAUAGGAAAAGGGAAGCCCAGAGCAGUAGCUCUGAAGAAUUGGACAGUGAAGAAGAAACCCGCUUGAAAGAUAUUAAAGAAAGAGAUGAGUUUGCGGAACGUUUAAAGAAACGAGAUGAAGAACGUACUAGGAAAAUUAUGGAAGCCUCCUCGAGUCGCAAGGCCAUUGAGGAGGCUGCCAAACGGUUAAAAUUGGAACUUGAAGACAGGGAUAAGAUAUUACCAAAAUUGCGUAUAGAAUCCCGAAGGAAAUAUCUAGAGAAAAGAAAAGAGGAUAAAGUGGCUGAGUUGGAGGCAGACAUUCUGGAUGAUGAGUAUCUCUUUGAGGAUUCUGUUUUAACGGAAAAAGAAAAACAGGAACGUGAAUACAAAAAACAACUGCUGACCAUAGCCAAGGAGCAUGAGAAAGCCCGUGAGUUGGAACGCAUCCAAAGGUAUCACAUGCCAAGGGAUUUGAAAAAAGGCGAAAAAGAGGAAUAUGUAGAGGUUGAUGAAAAUGAAAAACUUCCACAUUCGGAACAAAAGAAAUGGGAGGCGGAGCAACUGGCCUCGGCCAGAUUCCAAUUUGGCGCCAAAGAUGCAAAAGCCCAGGAGGAAUAUGAGCUAUUGUUGGACGAUCAAAUCGAUUUCAUACAAGCUCUGACUAUGGAUGGCUCAAAGGAUAAAACAUCAAAAGAACCAGAGUUGUCCGAGGCCGAACGGAAACGAAUGACCAUCGAAGAGACAAAGAAAUCAUUGCCGGUGUAUCCGUUCAAAGAGGAUUUGAUUGCGGCCAUAAAGGAACAUCAGAUUCUCAUUAUUGAGGGAGAAACUGGUUCGGGAAAAACCACACAAAUUCCCCAGUAUUUGGUGGAGGCAGGUUUCACAGAGGACAAGAAGAAAAUUGGUUGUACCCAGCCACGUCGUGUGGCUGCCAUGUCCGUGGCUGCCCGUGUUGCGGAGGAAAUGGGAGUAAAGCUGGGCAAUGAGGUGGGCUAUAGUAUACGUUUCGAAGAUUGUACCUCGGAGCGCACAAUACUCAAAUACAUGACUGAUGGUACCCUGCAUAGGGAAUUUUUGUCAGAGCCUGAUUUGGGAUCCUACAGUGUAAUGAUUAUCGACGAGGCCCAUGAACGUACCUUGCAUACGGAUAUUUUGUUUGGUUUGGUUAAAGAUAUUGCACGUUUCCGUACAGAUCUAAAACUCUUAAUAUCCAGUGCAACAUUAGAUGCUGAAAAGUUCUCCCAAUUCUUUGAUGAUGCACCCAUUUUUCGAAUACCUGGCCGAAGAUAUCCCGUUGACAUUUUCUAUACAAAAGCACCGGAAGCGGAUUAUAUUGAUGCAUGCUGUGUGUCGGUGUUACAGAUUCAUGCCACCCAACCGCUGGGAGAUAUUUUGGUAUUCUUGACAGGUCAAGAUGAAAUCGAAACGUGUCAGGAGGUUUUGGCGGAUCGUGUCAAACGUUUGGGUUCCAAAAUUAAGGAACUAAUUAUAAUACCCGUUUAUGCCAAUUUACCCAGUGACAUGCAGGCCAAGAUUUUCGAACCCACCCCACCGAAUGCACGCAAAGUUAUUUUGGCCACAAACAUUGCUGAAACGUCACUGACCAUUGACAAUAUUAUAUACGUCAUUGAUCCGGGAUUUUGUAAGCAAAAUAAUUUCAAUUCACGUACCGGUAUGGAAUCGCUUAUGGUUGUGCCAAUUUCUAAAGCCUCGGCAAAUCAAAGGGCUGGACGUGCCGGACGUACUGCACCGGGUAAAUGUUUCCGUUUGUAUACGGCAUGGGCCUACAAACAUGAAUUGGAAGAUAAUACUGUGCCCGAAAUACAGCGUAUCAAUUUGGGUAAUGCCGUGCUUAUGCUCAAGGCCUUGGGUAUUAAUGAUUUAAUACAUUUUGAUUUUUUGGAUCCUCCGCCACAUGAAACAUUGGUAUUGGCAUUGGAACAACUUUACGCCCUGGGAGCCUUAAAUCAUCAUGGAGAAUUGACAAAACUUGGUCGACGAAUGGCUGAGUUUCCUGUGGAUCCAAUGAUGGGCAAAAUGUUAUUGGCCAGUGAAAAAUACAAAUGUUCCGAGGAGCUGGUUUCAAUUGCUGCCAUGCUCUCGGUGAACAGUGCAAUAUUCUACAGGCCCAAAGAUAAAAUCAUACAUGCCGAUACGGCGCGAAAAAACUUCAAUCACAUACACGGUGAUCAUCUGAGUCUCAUGCAGGUCUACAAUCAAUGGGUUGAGACCGACUACAGUACCCAGUGGUGUUAUGAGAAUUUCAUACAAUAUCGUUCAAUGAAACGGGCCCGAGAUGUACGCGAGCAGUUGGUGGGCCUGAUGCAACGUGUCGAAAUCGAUAUGGUCUCAUGUCUGCCGGAAACAACAAAUGUUCGUAAAGCUAUAACGGCGGGAUAUUUCUAUCAUGUGGCACGUCUUUCGAAAGGUGGCAAUUAUAAGACGAUAAAACAUAAUCAAACCGUUAUGAUACAUCCAAAUUCUUCACUGUUUGAGGAAUUGCCAAGAUGGGUACUCUAUCAUGAGUUGGUAUUCACCACCAAAGAGUAUAUGCGUCAGGUUAUUGAAAUUGAAAGUAAAUGGCUGUUGGAAGUAGCACCACAUUAUUAUAAGGCAAAAGAACUGGAAGAUUCGACAAAUAAAAAAAUGCCCAAGGUCCAGGGGAGGGCUACAAUGACCGAAUGAAAUUCAAGAAAA